Chlamydomonas reinhardtii is the source of this 6738-nucleotide messenger RNA. RefSeq lists its product as uncharacterized. The transcript is spliced from 6 exons. The coding region runs from base 213 to 5885 and encodes 1890 amino acids. The record is from RefSeq and is a predicted model, not a curated record. Lineage: Eukaryota; Viridiplantae; Chlorophyta; Chlorophyceae; Chlamydomonadales; Chlamydomonadaceae.
CUGCAGCCUGCCCUGCACGCGAGCCAGCAGGAUACACACGACCGGCCAGGUCACGAAGCAAGCUCCGUCACCAGCCCUAGCGCUGCUUCGCUACAUCGCAUGCGACCUGGUAGCACCGUUGCAGCUGCAUGACUGCAUGAGACGCAUUACGUGGUGCCGGUGAGCGGGAGGGCGCAGAGCGCGAGCGAGCGAGCGCGAGGGCAUCGCGCGGGAUGGCGACAUCUUCAGCGGCGGGAGCGGACGUCGAGGCCGCUCUGGGCGACUGCGGGCUUUGCGGCAAGCAGGUCACCGACGACGAUUACUACAGGGAGCUUGACUGCACCUACGCCAAGUGCCCGGGCGGGCAGUAUCACGAGGAGUGCGUCACCACCUACCUGCGGCAGCGGCCGGCCGGGCGCAAGGGAGUGCAUCACACCUCGCAAUGCACCAGCUACGCCUGCCCCGCAACGCUGAGCAACGGCCGGCCCUGCUCCGGCGUGGUACGCAAGACCGCCUUCAAGCGCCCAGUCAACGAGGCACGCAAGGCAGCCGCCCGAGAGGCGGCUGUAGCAGUCAACGCAGCCGCUAACGCCGCGCGACAGCAGCAGCUGGCGGCGGCAAAACAACAACAACAACAGCAGCAGCAGCCGGGCAAUGGAAAGACGGCUGUAGCAGAGGCGGGCUCUGGUGCCGGCGCUGCUGCGCCGCCGGUGACACCGGCCCGGCACAAAGGCGGUAGCGGCGCUGCUACUGCCGCUGGCGGCGGCACGGCGGGAGGCGGGGCCGGUAAGGCGGGCGUCAUCGCUGUGAAGCGGUCGACAGGCGCCGUGGCGGCAACACCUGCCGCCAUCAGCAACAGCCUCAGCUCCUAUUUUGGCAUGAGCACUGCUGCUGUCGACCCGGCGACUGCUAGUGGCACUGCGGCGGCGGCGGGCUGGAUGGGAAGCAGGCGGCAAGAGGCCUGGCGUGUGGGCGGGGGCCAGUUUGACAUGCUGGCACAGCUGGCUGACGAAGAGGGAGAAGAAGAGGAGAAUGAGGGGGCGGCCGGCCUGCAGUCGCCUGAGAGGAAAGGGAAGAAGGUGGCGGCGGCAUCGCGCAAGACAAGCAUCCGACUCGGAUGCUACAGUGUUCGCGCUGGGCUAUUUGACGAUGCCGGCAGUAGCAGCAGAGAGCUACCGGCGGCGGCUGUAGAGUCGCCGCCGGCUGUAGCGGCUGUAGCCGACCUGAGCGCCUGGGAGGCGGUCAACUGCCACACGGGGGCGGUGGACAGCGAGGAGGAGUGGCCCGAGCUACUGCCGCAAGCCGCCAGCGUCGGUGCUACUGCCGCUACAGCCUACAGCGCUGCAGCUAAAGCUGCUGCAGCCGCACACCCGGGGCCGCUCACGCCGCCACGUGGCAUGUCGGAGAGGGCAACAAGGGCGCACGAUCGCGGCGACGAUGAAGCCGGCAGAGGCGGCAGUAGCACAGCCGGCGGCGCCGAGUCGUUUGCAGCUGUCGCGCAUGCGGGGGCGGGGGCGGCACUGAUGCUGGCGACUGCCGCCCAGGACUCGUCUGAGCCGCCGCCGCCGCCGCCGCCGCCUCCCGCGCUGCACGAUGUCGGUGCUUUCCCGCCCAUGUCGAUGAUUAUGCCCAUGCCCAUCGCAGCUGCAGCCAGGGGCAGUAGCAGCACCUACCUCACGCCGCCGGCCCCGUCCCCAGCCCCGUCUCCAGCCUCAGCCCCGUCCCCAGCCCCGUCCCCGGCCCCAACCCCAGCCCCGGCCUCUGCUACUGCCAAUGCUACAGCCGCUGGUGACGCCCCUGUCGGCGGGCCUGGCGGCGGCCACGUGCUACUGCCGCAGGCUGACGUGGACACGGAGCCUGACGACGCGGCGGUGGCGACAGAGGCGGAGGCUGUCAUAGAGCAGGUGCUCGAGGCGGCUGUAGCUGAGGCGGAGGCCGAGGCUGUAGCAGUGGCCGCGGCAGGCGCGGCGGCGGCGGCGCAGUGCGGCUGGGACCAGUGGGCGGCGGCCAACAAGCCGCCAGCGGGCGCGUGGGCCGACGACGUCCCUGAGGAGCCCGGUGGCGGUGGCGGUGCUGGCGGUGGUGUUACUGCUGUCGCCUCCGACAGCGACACAGGCGGCAGUAGCACUGCUGCUACAACUGGUGCCACUGCUGCUACUGCCGACAGCGGCGGCGCCGGCAAGGAUGGCAAUGGGGCUGACGAAGGUGGCGGCGCCGGUAAUGCCGGGGCCAGGCCCGGCGGCAGCCGCCAACGCUAUGAGGCUCAGAAGGCGGCGGCGGCGGCGGAGGCGGAGGCGGCGAGGCGAUCAGAGCUGGAGAGGCAGCGGGCGGCGGUGCGCGCACUGCGGUCCGCGCUGGGCGUGUCACAGGGAAUGGUCGCUGGUGGCGGCGGUGGCCGCAGUGGAGGUGCUGGUGGCGGCGGCAGCACGCGUGAGCCUGCAACGGCGGCGGGCGGCGACACCGCCGGCGACGUCGGCGGCUGGGGCGGCUGGGAUGGUGAGGCUGACACUGGCAGCUGGCCGCCGGGAGACCUGGGCACCUGGGGCCCUAAUGGCAGUAGCGCGGCGGCAGGCGCUGGGGAGACCGGGGCUGGCAGUAGCAGCGGCUUCAGCGGCCUCGGCGGCAGCAGCAGCUACAGCCCCGCCCGGCCGCCCAACAUCGAUGCCCUGCCGAGCUGGCGGUCCUCGGGCAGUAGCGCCGCCGCCGCCGCCGCCGCCGCCGCCGCCGCCGCCCCAUACACGUUCUCCGUACCUGCCAGACGGCAUUUCACCGCCGCCGCCGCCGCACCAGUGAACGCUGCAGGUGCCGCCGGCGCCCCGGCCGCUGGCAACGUCUGGGACUUUGGCGGCAACAGCGGCAGUAGCGGUGCCGGCGGCGGCGGCGGCAGUAGCAGCAAUCCUGGCGAUGGCGCACGCGGUGCGACUGGUGCAACUGGUGGACCUGGGGAUGAGGAGGGCUGGGUGAUGGCGGCACCGCGGCGGCCGGCGCCACGCAGCCGAGGAGUCGCGCCGGUGGUGGUGACCGUCACAGCUGCCCCUACCCGCACCCCUGCCCCUGUGCCUGUGCCUGUGCCUGCAACCCCCGCGGCUGCAUCCGCCUCGAGCAUGGCCCCUGCUACAGCUGCUACUGCUGCUACUGCUGCUACUGCUGCUGCUACUGGUGCUGUUGCGGCUGCCGCGCUGCCGCCUGCAUCCCCCGGCGCGGCCUCGGUCUUCACCUCCAGUAACAUAUUCGACCUGCUGGGGGCCGAGGCGGCAGGCGGCGGCGAGGCGGCAGGCGACGGCGAGACGGCAGGCGGCGGCGACGCUGAAAGUCCGGCGGCGGUGGACGUGGAGGUGGAGGUGACGCAGGUGGAGGUGGUGGAGGUGGCGAUGGGCUGGGACUCUCCCCCCGCCGCACCCCGGGCGGCACACGCGCCGCCACCGGCCCUCGCGGAGGCGGAGGGGCCCGCCCCCUCACAGCUAGCGGUGGGGGGGACAGCGGACAGGGCCGCGGCAGCGGCGGGUGGUGACAUCCGCGGCUAUGCACCUGCUGCUGCGGCGGCGCCGGCGGCGAACGCAGUGGCGGCGGCGGAUGCAGAGGCGGCGGCGGCGGUUGGCGGCGGCGGUGACAGAGGCGGUGACAGGGGCGGCGGCGGCGGCGGGCUGCGGGCGGCGGACCCGGCCGCUGACGUGGACCCCCUCCUCCGCAUCGACCCGGUCUUCCAGACCGAUGACGGGGGUCUGGUCGUGCAGGACCCCGACACAGCGGCGGCAGCAGCAGCAGGAGCAGGCAGUAGCACCGCCGCCACCACCACCAGCCCUACCGCCACUGCCGGGUUCGUGCCGGUGUCGUACGUGUACGGCGACAACCCCGAGAUUGUGGCGUACCUGAAUCCAGAAUCCGGCACCAUGAUGUACGGCGUUGCCGUACGCGGAUCGCGCCAGGCGGCCCGGCGGGCGGAGCUGGCGGCCCUGCGGCGGCUGGCGGCCACUGGCGGCGAGUGUGUGGUGGCGGCGGCGGCGGCGGGCGGCGAGGAAGUGGGUGGAAGCGGUGGCAGCGGUGGCGUUGGCGCUGCAGUGGAGGCAGCGGAGGCGGGCCAGUCGCUGCAGCUGCAGCCGCCGCCUCUGGCACCGCCACCCCCACUGCAAGCACUGCCGACGCCGGCGCAGCUGCUGCAGGCGCAGCUGCUGUCUUCACAGGGAGGCGGCGGCCCACUCGCUGGGCGGCAGCAGGCGAUGGCGGCAGCACCCGUGGUAGCAGCCCCCACCGCCUUGGCCGCAGCCCCCACCACCGCCACAGUCAGCGGCGGCGCUGCAACGGGCACUCCCAGGCGCCCGCCGCCCGGGUUCAGCCCACUGGCUGCGCCCGAGCGCGCGCCUCCGCCGCCGCCUCCGCCGCCGCCUCCGCCGCCGCCUCCGCCACGGCCGCUGCAGCACCUGCACCAGGCAGUUGGCCCCGCGGCUACGGCGAUGGCGGCGGCGGCGGCUGAUGCUACUGCCAGUCCGCCACGUGCGCUGCCGCCGGCGCCGCCCGGCCUCUCCGCACCCUUGACGGCGCCCACCGCAGCAGUCAACGGGUCGCAACAGCUGCAGCAGAAGCAGCAGCCGCAGCAGCAGCCGAUAUGGCCGCCGCAGCCACAACCGCAGCCGGCUCUUCAGGUACUGCCGCAGCCGGUACAGUCAACGGCUGGGCUGUGGUCCUCCCUGCUGCAGCCGCAGCCGCAGCCGCAGCCGCAGCCCGGACCGGCCACAGGACUGGAGCCGGCAGCCGCUGUGCCGUCUUCCCAGCCGCAGCCGCAGCCGCAGCCGCAGCCGCAGCCGCAGCCGCAGCCGCAGCCGCAGCCGCAGCCGCCAUGGGCUACGUUCCUUGGCUACAUCAGCGGCGGCGGCGGCGGCGGGGGCGGCGGCGGCGGGGGCGGGGGCGGGGGCCACCCGGUCCCCUCGCUGCCGCCCUGGAUGCCGGGCGCGCACGCCCUCCACGCCCCGCAUGCACCCGCACCCGCACACGCAGCAGCAGGUGGCGGUGGCAGCGGCGCCUCUGGAGCCUCGGCGAGUAUGGGCGGCGCCGCCGCCGCUGGCGCCGCCGUCGCCGCCAACGGUGACUUGUUCCGAGCCGCCGCCGCCGCGGGCUUCCUGGCGGCCAUGUCGGGCGGGCACGCGGGGCUGAGGCACUGGGCGGACCUCUCCGCGGCUUUGGUGGGCGCCGGCAACUGCGGUCCUGCCGCUUUCGGGUCCACAGGCCCGUACGGCGGCCCCUACAGUGGCGCCGCCGGUAUGAGCGGCGGCAGUAGCGGCAGUGGCGGCAGUCGCUCGGGUGGCCUGCAGCAGCCGGCGGCGUCCAGCAGUGUGGCGGCGGUGAUGGAGGCGGUGGCGGCAGCGGUGGCGGCGGCGGAGCAGCCAGCAGCGGCGGCGGCGGCGAUUUCGCUGCCGGUGCCUGUGCCGGUGCCCGUGCCGGUGCCGGUUCAAGCAAGCCCUGCAGCCCCGCAGCAUGCGGCGAUCACAGCCGCCCUCUUCCCUGCGGGCCGCGACUCGCGGUCUGCAGUGGCAGCGGAGCCGGCGGGGCCUGUGCCCGCCGCGCCCGCGACUGUGCCCGCGCUGCUGCCGGCCCCGCUGCUGCCACACGUGCUAGUCAAGCCCGUGCCCGUUAUCCUUGGGGCGUCGCCGCCGGGGUUACGUUUGGAGCCCGCACCGGCCGCCGCCGCCGGCUCUGCUACAGCCGCCGCCCCGGCCGUGGCCCCUGCUGCGGCUACUGCUACAGCCGCUGCUACAGCCUGGCAGGGGCUGAGUCAUGGUGGGGUGCGGGAGCAGGAGGGAGAGCAGGAGGAGCAGGCAGCGGAGGAUGACGAUGAUGGCGACAUGUUGACGGCGUGCCUGGGUGACCUGCUACUGCCGCCACACGCUGCUGCUACUGCGCCUGGGUGGUAGCGAGGUGGUGUUCGCGCCGGUGUGGGCUGACGUGCGUUCGCGGCGCCGAGUUAGUUUGGCAACGACACGCCACAAGUAUCAUGUUUUUAAAGUGCCUUGGUCAGUGCCCGGCUGAUACCGGCCUGGCCGAUGUGGAUGGAGAUGACCUCACGCAUGGUUGAGAAGGGACUGGACGGAGAAGAGAAGGGGAGCGAAAGGGGAGUCUGCUAACCGGGGGUGACGCGAGGCUUAAUGACCUGCGUACCAACGGUACUUGUGUUUGUGGAGUGUUGUUGGGAGUAAGGUGUUUGGCGGGGCCUGAUUAAGUAGUGCAUAGGGGAGCUAAGGACCAUCGCGCGCGGCCCCAUGCAGCCAUGCAGCCCGAAUUCGAAGGCCCCGCGUAGGCGCCCAGGUCGUAGGAGCUGCAUGCCUGGCAAGUAACUGCUUGGAUGGACAGAAGCGGGGGAGUCAGGAGAGUGGCUUCAGCAGUAGCGACAGUGGCGGCGGACAGGCGGGAGGCAGGCGGUGCUUAGAGCGGUGGGCUGUCGAUGCGAGGUAGGGGUGCGCGCCUCGGACCUGAUGCCUUGUCAGGCUCCUCCUGAUGGAUGGGGUCGAGCCAGCACGCAUAAGCAAGUUGGGUUGAAGAGCACGUGCCAAGCAUACCUACCCGUACAUGUGGGCAAUGGGCACGGGCUGAGGGGCAGGUUGGGGGCUGGGACCGGCUGGGUGUGCCCCGGCGAUCAUGGCGCCCUUCCCCUUUUCCCCGUCACGGCGUCACCCAAGUGGCGCGCGGGGCUGGGUCCAGGCGGGCUGCGCUGUCCCUGCCUUGGCUUCAAGGCUGUCGGGCAGGGAGGCAUUGUAAGUAGGGACGAGG